Molecule: messenger RNA, 2316 nt
Organism: Erythranthe guttata (spotted monkey flower)
Lineage: Eukaryota; Viridiplantae; Streptophyta; Magnoliopsida; Lamiales; Phrymaceae
Source: RefSeq, a predicted model, not a curated record
ACAUGCUUUCUCUCUCUUCACUCUAAAAAUACUAAAAAAAUAAAUUCAAAAAGAAAAAAAAAAGAGAGAGAGAAACGGAGUUUACUAGAGAGAGAAAGAGAGAGUAAUUUUGACUUGUGAAUCUAACACAACUACCAUCUUUAUUACAUCUAUAUAUAUACGUACAAACCGCCCCCGCUCUCGGGUAUUAUCGUAAUUUUUAAAUCCCAUUUCCUCACUCACACACAAACACACACACACGCAGAGCACAAUCCUUUUUUUCUCUCUCUAGAACUGAAAUUCACGAAUCAAACCUUUUUGAAUAACGACAAGAUGAAAUAAAUUGAGGGGGUAAUUAAUUGUUGUUUUAGUGGAAUUAAUUGCUGAUAUUGCAGUAAGUAAUUGAGCAAUAGGUAACGGUAAAUAAUUAGUUUCAGUUUGCAGUAUUGAAAGGGGGGUUUCUGUAACGUAAAAUUUCAAUUUCUGUUUUUUUUUUGGGGGAAAGAGUAGAGAAUCAGGGUUUGCGAUUUUGAAAGAGAGUUGGAGAAAAAAAAAGUGAAGUGUGAAGGAAGAUGGGGUUGAUAUCGGGUAUGGUGAUGGGGAUGGUGUUCGGGAUCGCGUUGAUGGCGGGUUGGAAGUACAUGAUGGGCCACCGGAGCAGGAAGCGUGUUGCUAAGGCGGUUGACAUUAAACUACUGAGCUCGCUGAGCAAGGAGGACAUGAAAAAAAUAUGCGGUGAAAACUGUCCAGAGUGGAUAUCGUUUCCUGUUUUUGAGCAGGUGAAAUGGCUGAAUAAACAACUGAGCAAAUUAUGGCCAUUUGUUGCAGAUGCAGCAGAGGCUGUCAUUAAAGAAUCUGUUGAACCACUGUUGGAAGAAUAUCGUCCUCCAGGGAUUACUUCUCUGAAAUUCAGCAAAUUAUCACUUGGAACCGUGGCUCCUAAAAUUGAAGGCAUUCGCGUUCAGAGUCUUAAAGAAGGUCAAAUCACAAUGGAUAUUGACCUUCGUUGGGGUGGUGAUCCAAGUAUUAUUCUAGCUGUUGAGGCCGCACUUGUUGCUUCUAUACCCAUUCAGUUGAAGGAUCUUAAAGUUUUUACCGUGGUCCGUGCUAUUUUUCAACUUUCGGACGAAAUUCCUUGCAUCUCUGCUGUAGUUGUUGCUCUUCUUGCCGAGCCAAAGCCACGAAUUGAUUAUACACUGAAGGCUGUCGGUGGUAGUUUAACGGCUCUUCCUGGGGUUUCUGAUAUGAUCGAUGAUACUGUCAAUACUAUUGUGACGGAUAUGCUACAAUGGCCCCACAGGAUUGUCGUUCCUAUUGGUGGCAUUCCUGUAGAUACAAGUGACUUGGAGCUCAAGCCAGUGGGAAAGCUGGCAAUAACCAUCACACGGGCAAACGACCUCAAAAACAUGGAAUUGAUUGGAAAAUCUGACCCCUAUGUUGUUUUACACAUUCGUCCCCUGUUCAAAGUCAAAACAAAGGUUGUCGAAAACAACUUGAAUCCCGUGUGGAAUCAAACAUUUGAGUUGAUCGCUGAAGACAAGGAGACACAGUCGGUCAUUUUCGAGGUAUUUGAUCAAGACAUUGGGCAGGACAAACGAUUGGGCAUUGCGAAGUUACCCCUAAGCGAGUUGGUAGCCGAAACAUCAAAAGAAAUCGAACUAAGGCUGCUCCCAUCGCUCGAUAUGCUUAAAAUCAAAGAUAAAAAGGAUCGAGGAACUCUAACAAUUCAGGUGUUGUAUCAUGAAUUCAACAAGGAAGAGCAAAUGGCUGCACUCGAAGAAGAGAAGAGGAUUUUGGAAGAGAGAAAGAAACUGAAAGAAGCAGGUGUAAUAGGGAGCACUAUGGAUGCACUCGACGGUGCAGCCUCAUUGGUCGGUUCCGGGGUGGGUAUGGUGGGUGCUGGUAUUGGUGCUGGAGCCGGGUUAGUGGGUUCGGGUUUGGGUGCUGGUGUUGGUAUUGUCGGGUCGGGUUUUGGAGCGGUUGGUAGCGGGUUAUCCAAAGCUGGAAAGUUCAUGGGUAGGACCAUCACUGGUCAAUCCAGUGCUUCUAGGAAGAGUGGAUCUGCCACUCCGGUGAACACUCAAGAAAAUGGAGGUGCAAAGCCACUGUAAAUGUGAACACAUACACUCUCUCUCUCUCUCUCUCUCUCUCUCUCUCUCUCUCUCUCUCUCUCUCUCUCUGUUUUGUUUUGGUGUGAAAUUUGAAGUGUUGGAUGAUGUGUGGUUAUGGGAGUUGGAUUCUUGAAUUGACCCAACGUUUGUAUGUUCUUUGUCAUGUAUUCUCUUGUGAAUUUAAAGUUUCAUUUUAAAAUUCUUUUUUAAAAUCUUUUUUUGUUUU